AUGACCUGCACAUACCGGCACAGUUUUCUCGAAUCCGACGAAUUCUAUGCAUAUUCUCUGCAUUUUCUCUCAAUAUUCCAAAUUCCACUUCACAUUUUUGGCACUUACAUUGUAUUGUUUAAAACACCUAUUCAUAUGGAACGUGUCAAACUUUCAAUGCUUGUUCUACAUUUGACAUUCGCAUGGCUCGAUGUAUACCUUACAAUUUUAAGUAUUCCAGUUAUACUAUUCCCAAUCGUAUCAGGUUAUCCUCUGGGGCUGCUGUAUUAUUUAGGAGUUCCCAUAAGGUUGAUGGUGUACUUCGGAUUUACCUCUCUAUAUCUCGUAACUCCUGGAAUCAUACUAUUUUUUGAAAAUCGCUAUAACUAUCUAGUCCGUACUGAUUCUACAAGUCAAAGUCGGAAGAUCAAACGAGUCAUCCAACAUUUCAUCAAUUAUCUUCUCGCAUUCCUAGCAUUCCUUCCAGCUGCACUAGAAGAUCCAGAUAUUGCCAGAGCUCGUGAAUAUGCUCGUCAAAAACUUCCAUGUUUCCCCCCGCAAAUCAUCGAUAGCUCUCGAUUUUUUAUACUAGGAACUGAUACAACUCUUUUCUUAUUGGGAGUGAUCCCUUUUCUAAUCAUUGGCUGGACACAAAUUGCAACAUUUUUCAUUAGAACUUCUAGAUAUAUCUACAAAACCAAGGCCCAAUCCGAGAGGACUUCAAGUAUGCAGAAACAAUUUUUCAAAUCCCUCUGUAUUCAAAUUGCAAUACCUGUAGUAAUUAUAUUAAUCCCCGGAGGAUAUGUAAUUUAUACAAGUGUCAGUGGUAAUUUCGACUUGGCUUUAACCCAUAUUUCAAUUAUUUGGAUUUCAACUCAUGGACUAUUUGCAACUGUUGUGAUGAUUGUGGUCCACAAGCCGUAUCGCCAGGCAACUCUGGAAGUUUUGAGACUAUCAAAACCUCAAGGAUUACAUCAUAUUCGUGUUGUGCCUGUUUCAGCUUCCUAUAAUAUUGAUUGA
Messenger RNA from Caenorhabditis elegans, 999 nucleotides. It is a transcript of the gene srh-145, whose product is annotated as Serpentine Receptor, class H. NCBI's taxonomy places the organism in Eukaryota, Metazoa, Nematoda, Chromadorea, Rhabditida, Rhabditidae. The transcript is spliced from 3 exons. Bases 1 to 999 code for a protein of 332 amino acids. The record is from RefSeq and is marked reviewed.